AUGGAAAGAAAAAACUCCGAAAGUAAGAUUAGCCUAUCGAGCAAAGAAGGCGCCAAUGUAUAUAAAGGGAAGUCGAAGAGUAGACAGAUAAAUCCGUUGAGGAAUGAUUCAGAAGGUAACCAUGCCAAGGAGAUGAACAUGUCCUUGAGCGUGCUGGGUGAAAAGUAUGAAAAGACGGAUCCUCCUGAACAGGGCGCAUUGAGGGGAGAUAACAGCCAAUGCGCAAGAGGAAAAUGUGUGAGCAGUAAGAAUGUGGGCGAGGUGAAUAAUAGUAAGUAUAGGAAAAAUAGCAAACAGAGAAACCAUAGUCGUGGUUACCACCGUGAGGAGGAUGAUAAUCAGAAUGACAAAAAUGGUGAUAAGGGGAAAGAGGAGAAAAUUGCAAACGACGGGGAAUCCUCGUACAAACGGAAGAGCCUAUCCGUAAACUGCUACGAAAACAGGAAUAGGAAAACGCUGUACAGACACAACGUAUUAAAUGAGGAGCAGAAAAAUAUCGAGUGGCUCCUGACUAGAGAAAAAAAUGUAGAACAUCUUGAAGCGAUCAAUUUUGACCACAUGAUGAGGGACAACCUCUUUAGUUCUUUCCACAACAGGAAGAACCACGGUGAUGUCAGUGACAAUGGCGGUGACCCUGGCAGUGGUGAUGCCAGUAGCGAUGCCAAUGGUGGAGACCUAAGUAGAAGAAACAAACAUAGAAGAAGUUUGCGCGUCCGGAAGGACGACAGCUCGAAGAGGAAUAAGAGCACGCCGGAUGAGAGGGAGAUAAAGAACCUCGCAAAUAUUUUAUGCAAAAUUAAGAAGGAGGAGGACCAAGUACAAUCGAACGUGGAGGAGGAGGAGGAAGACCAUGAGGUGCCUCUGACCAGGGAAUACGACAUGUCGUACGAUGGGCGCUAUGAUGGGCGCUACGAUGGGCGUUACGAUGAGCGCUACGAUGGGCAUUAUGACGGGCGCUAUGAUGGGCGCUACGGUGGGCGCUAUGAUGGGCGCUACGAUGGACCAUACGAUAGGCUCUACGGAAGGUCACUCGACAUGCCAUACGAUGCAUACCUGGAUCGACACCGCAAGGGACAUACUAAUAGACGCUGCAACCAACAUUUGGGAGGAUCCCAUGUUAGGGGAUAUGGUGAAGGCUAUGACAGUCACGUGGAUUGUCAGGCGGAUCGUCAAAUCGAUCGUCAAAUCGAUCGUCCUUGGGAUCGUCACUGGGACGGUAGCCGGGAUCGUCACUGGGACCGUGGUCGGGACCGUAACCUGGAUCGUAGCCUUCAUCGCUACGUCGACGAACGAUGUGUGCAACGCUUCGAGGAGGUGCUCGGAGGAAGGGAGGAAAUUUACCGAAGAAGAAGGAGAGCUAUGGAAGAAUACGGUGAGUACAGAGAAAGGAGGAAGGAUGACCUAACCACCUAUGAUGAUCGACGCUCACAUAUGAUGGUCCAGGAAGGGAGUGGAAGUGCAGGAGAUUUGUUUUUGUACAAAAGCGCCUUGAGAAAUGGAAGCGAGGGAAUAAAAGAAAAAGAGCACCAUCAGAAGCAACAGGUGUAUCAAAAGCAACAAAAUCAGCACGUGUAUUCAAACAUCGCCGAUAUAUGCAAAAGUUAUAUAAAAAAUAUUAAUAGCAUUAACAAGAAUACAUAUAGGGGGGAAAGCAAGGAUAGCCUUUUUCGAUACCCCAUCGGAAGUGCCAAGCCAUAUGAUGAGCCUUACCCAAGUGGAGACCAUUACAACGGUGGGGACAGUUACCAAUUGGGGGUGAUUAAGAUGGGGAUCAAGGGAGGCCCAGGUGAAACAGGGCAAAGUUUGAACACGCCAAAUUACAGAUUAACAAGUGGAAAGGGGGUGAGCAGACAGGAUUUGUCUGGCCACUCCCCUAGUAACAGAGGAAGGGUGAACAGUGGGGAGAGGAGUAUUAAGGAGAGUAGCAACCGGGAACGCAACGACAAUCAUGGUAGCGGUAAGCAGGUUGGCGGUAUCCAUGUGAAGGAUGGCUAUCCAAGCUCCAUCCUCUCAAGUAGCAAUACUGCGGGUAGAAACCGAGAACCAGGUGCCAAGCAGAAGCCUAUGCGAAAUGUGCACUUUUUGGAAGUCGACACGAAAGAGCAGGAGUCAAAGUGCAGGAGAAAGGAUUAUGGAGCUAGCGGAAAAAAUAUAAUGCAAACGAACAAUAUGGAUCGUAGGAACGUCGAUCCAUUAGUUUUAAAGUACAUGGAUGAGGGGGAAAAUAACAUGGAGCAGAAAAAGAGGAAGAAAAAAAAUAAGCAUGGUAAUGCUAACAAGGUAGGUGAUGUCCAGAUGGAGAUAGUUGUCCCUAUCAACUACGAUGGAAAAAGUACCAAUAUAGGAAAAGGGAAUUCUUUUCUGGGAUCGAAGAGCACAUCUCAUGAGAAGGCACCCACAUGUAGCAAGCCCAACGGUGCGAACAAUAACAUCACGGGUAUUUCAAAUGGUAAUGACCCUAGCAGUGGCUAUGAUCAGGGUGUGGGGAAAGGCGGUGACAAAGGCGGUGACAAAGGCGGUGACAAAGGCGGUGGCAAAGGCAAUGGAAAUAAGAACGUUCGCAUCGGUUUGAGCGACCAAGCGGCAUCUUUCCACCAUGUCGAAAACCAAGGGGAAAAAGAAAUUCCCAUGGAAAUUAUAAAGUACUGCAAAGAAAACAAUCUUAUCUUGAAUAAGGAAAUAAAGGAGCUCUUAAACUAUUACAGCGAUGCUCCUCAGGGUGAUGGUGCUUUGCCCAAGGAUUCCGCGAAGAAGGGAGUGAACCCGCAUGUGUUACUAGGGAAACCGGUAAGCGCCUUGAGUGCGAACAACCGUUUGAACGUGAGUACUCGUCUUGGAGGAGAAGAAGACGGCAGUACUAACCUCUCUACUAAGCCUCAGGGUACCAACCCCAUCAGGAGUGAAAAAAAAAUAAUUGCAUAUGCUAAAAGUAGUAAGCAUCCAAAGAGCAGUGCAAAUAUACUCCAAAAAAAUCGUCCAGCAGAACUGGACAAGUACAGCAGUAAGACGCAUACAAGUCUGAACCUAGUGACCAGUAGCAAUAGCAGUAGUACUGGUAACGAUAAGACGGGCACAGGUGUUGCAUCAUCGCAGAAGAAAAAUUCGACUCCUCAGGGAAUCAUCUCUUUGACGAAUGAUGUAGGGGAUGCAUCCUCCAACGGUGGUAGUAACACUGUGGAUGGAAGUCAUAAAAAUGAUUAUUUGGGAGGAAGCAAAAAAGGCUUUAGGAAGGACAACAAGGUGGAUUUCUCUUUGAAUGGUGCAAAUCUCGUCAAGGGAGCGGCUUCAACCAUUUUGAAGAAACCUUUGGUGGAGGAGAUGGCGGGCGGAAGUGGUAAAGAGAAGGGAAAGGUGGGAGCCUCUCAUAGUAUCAACAUCAUCAAUAGCGAUGAUAAGGGCAAUAACCACGCCGCUUGUAACAACCACCCCGUUUGCAAGAACCGCACCACCUACAACCGGGAAUCGCUUGGCAUGCCGAAGAAGGAGGAGGAUCUGGCGAAGCUGAUGAAAAGCUACUACGAAGAUGUGCUACAAUGUUACCAGCAAUAUAGUCGAAGCGGCAUGGAUGACGAGAAAUCUUUCCACCUGUGUGAGUACUGUGAACAGAAUAUUUUUAAUUUAAGUAAUUUGAUAACAGAGAAUGAAGCCAAGGAAAACAUGUACACAUGUAACGUAUCAUGCGGGAGAACGUUCCACAUCAAGUGCGUUAGUUAUGUCAAACCAAAGGGAAACAAUUAUAUAUGCUUCUUCUGCUUGUAUGACAUAAACUUCUGUUCCUUGUGUAAGGAGAUUACAACGAAUGAUGGACUCAUCCCUUGUUACUACCCACUGUGCAAUAUAUUUCUCCAUACGAAGUGCGUUGAGAAGCUGAACCUAAUGCACACGGAUUGCUUAAAGCAGUACUACUAUUGCACCCAUUUGGUUGCAGAAAAUUCGGGAAAUAAUACGAACCAGAGGAAAAACAAAUGGAAGAAAAAAACAAAUUAUUAUCGAAAAAAGAAGUGGUAUAGAAAGAAUAAAUACGCAACGUUAAAUAAAAAAAUUGAUAAGUAUGAGAAGAGUGACAAGGCAAGUCCACAUAACCAAGGGAAAAUAUCUGGUACUUGCACAACAGAUGCUCACACAAAUGGAACGUGCGUAAAGAACGUAAUCCGUGGUGGUAGUGACGAAGUGGAGAACACAGAUAAUAAGCAUACCAAAGGUGGAGCAAACAACGAGCUAGUGAAAGGGGAUGAAGUGACUAAAAACAGAAGCAGACAUUUAAAACUUAGCAAAUAUAUAUGCCCCCUACAUGCCUGUUAUGUGUGCAAAGAAUUCUAUAUCGUCAAUUUGGAAAAAGUGAAAAAUAAAAAAAGCAGUUGUCUCUUCAGAUGUAUAAAGUGCCUGAAGUCUGUUCAUCUCCAUUGCAUGACCAACAAUUACAUUAUUUCCUUUAAGCAGAAAAUUAUGUUCUGCUCCAGUCAUAUUGAGUACUACAAGAAGAAGCACAUGGAGAUGUUACUUAGUCGUUUUAGUAAACUGACGAAGGGUGAGAAAAAUAAAAAAAUUCCUUGCGUUAGAAGUAUGGGUACCCUUACGGAUUCAACGAGUAUUAUCUCCACGACGGGUCUUAAACAUAAGAAGGUAAUCAGCGAUAAUCAACCUUCCAAGGGGAGUAUCCACCGAAAUGGUACCCCUUCUUCAGCGCUAUCUUCCCAACCUAUUGGCGAAAAAGACAAAGUCACAUCUGCGUCUAUUAGGGUUACAAAUCGCACAGAGGAACCCAUUCAGCACCUAGGGAUAAAUCAGUUUGAAAAAAAAAGUAAUACAAAUGUUUCUCCAUCUUGGAAGGACCAAGAGGAAGGACAGAAUGUUGAACAACAGGAGAAGAUCAAAUCGGGUAAUAUCCAAAAGGGAGUUAUCAUUAAUGAGGAUGUUAAGCAAAAUUUGGAAGGAGAAAAUGAUAGAAGUAAAAGUAGACCUAUAGUUGUGGGUACUGUUGUCCCCGCUAACUUAGGGACGAAGGAGGAAAAGGAAAAAGUUAUAUUUGACUUAACCGAUGAAGGAGGAAAAGAAGGCGACUUGAACAUUAAGAAUGAAUUUCAGUCGAAGAAUUCUUGCGAAGAGAGCGAAUCGAGCAAGUGUGCUGGCAAGGACAUAUCCCUAGUAAUUGACUCCCCAAAGAGUACUCCUAUACCCGAAAUCUUAUACCAUAGCCAUAAAGGAAAUUUGCAGCCGACAAAGGAAGUGGUAGUUGGUAUGCAUAUCGAAAAAGAGGCCUCCCAUUUGGAGAACAAGAACGGCCCGAUGGGUGAUCAGGCAGGGGAAGACAAAGAUAAAAAUGGUGGCGAAAAUAUAGACAAGGAUUUUAACAGAAAUGAUCAUCACAAAAAUGAGAACAAAAAUGAGAACAAAAAUGAGAACAAAAAUGAGAACAAAAAUGAGAACAAAAAUGAGAACAAAAAUGAUCACAAAAAUGAUAGUAAAAACGAUGGAAAAAGUGACGACAGAAAUGACGAUGCAAUUUUUAAAAACAAAAAAAGGAAAGCUGCAAAUGUUGAUAAUGCUGAGAUGUUGAAAAAGUACAAUUUGGAUAUAACAAUUUUUGGCGAUUUUUCUAAGAGAAAUGCUGACCCAUGUAUAAUGCAAGAAGGGAAUUCUUUAUCGAAGAGGAUUUGUGUGGCUAGUGACACUGCUAAGGGGGAGAAGUAUCCCCUCAGCUCUAUCGACGUGCAAGGAGGAGGGAGUCAAUUUUGCGGCAAACAGGUGAGUAUACAUAUUAAGGGGAGAGUAUCCAAGGGGGAAGCCCAAGAUACACAGAAAUUGAAAAAUAUUACUAGUUGGAAAAUGGAGGAAUUAUGUAAGAACCUGUUAUCCCGAAAGAAAAUAUAUAACAUGUACACGAAGGAGCAUUUUCAAAGUGAAGUAGAAUAUAAUUACUACGUCCUGAUUAAGAUGAGGAGUAUUCUACACAUGGAGAAAUCCCUGCUAGGUUUAAAAGAAAUGAAUCCAAACAAGAUAAAUCAAGAUUGUGAAGAACACAUAAAUGUCUUGUGUGAGUUUCGGGAGGAGUUUAUCAAUUUUGUUAUUUUUCUUUUUAUGAAGAGAGGCACAGAUGGGGCGCUGGCAGAAGGGUGCAAAUGGGAGCAGCAAGAUGGGAAAAAGCAUAGGCAACAAAAUGGACCCCCAAAUGAAGCGCCUAUUGAAUGCAUAACUGGAGAGGAAAAGCAGACCGAGAGGAAUGGAGCCCAAUCAUGUGCACUCUAUUUGGAAAGUAAAGACCAAUGGACAACUGCUAGUUGUAGGAAAAAUGUGGUGAAGGAGGGUCAAUGUAAUGUGUCCCCAACAAGUGGAACUGAUGGAAACGUAGAAGAGUGCACGUUAGAUGAUCUAGCAAGGAAGAACGCAAUUCGUGUAAAUUCUAAUCAAUGUGUGACUGGGGAAAAUCCUGAAGGUACAGAAGAAACAGCUGUGGAUGUACUCGCCCCUAGCGCAAAUAUCACCACUACAAUCACCGCUAAUGGAGACACGGCAGGUGGAGAACAGAGUAGGAGCAAAAGGAAAGAGGAGAAAACCAAAUGGGUCUCCAACGAUUUGUUAAACAUAUUAUACAAGGAGCUCAAAAACGCCUCCAGCAUUAUUAGGCCAUCUGUGAAAGGAGGUACACAUCAGGGAUUAUCAGUGGGAAAGAGUUCCCAUACUGUGGAGAGUAACUUACAAGAGGUAGUAGAGUUCAACAGAACAACGAUUCCUACUGCUAUUGAGAAUCGAACAUUGUGCAUGAGCCAAAGUAAGUGCUUGAGUGGAGAACUGAAAGGAAGAGCGAACUCUUCCAUGAUCAGUAAAGGAGGAGACAGUACAAAGUGGAAUGAAGAAAUAGAUAGAGGAAUAUCCUUUGGUGGGAGAAUGAACGGAGGAAAUAGUUCCGACGAAGUAACAGGAAGAAUAUUACGUACCGUGGAAGGUAGAUUAAGCCAGGUGAAUGGAAAUUAUGGAGAAGUAGAAGAGGAGCCUGGAAAAGGAAAGAAAAAAAUGUUAAAUAACGCAAAAAUGGAGUUAACUGAAUUUUUACGGCUAACACAAAAUGGAUGGAAAAUAGAUGUGAGCAUUUUAAAAAAGUCAAGUCUUUACUUAAAUUUCGAAUACAUUUCCAAAAAUGUGUACUUGAAUGAUCAAAAUAAGAACCUGUUGGCGUGUAAAUCUGAUGACUAUAGAUGCUUGUGCCAGGGGGAAUGUGACCCAUACAGUUGUUACAACUCACUGAGCAAGAUUCAGUGCUCCAAGAACAGAUGUAACUUGCCAAUACAGAUUCAAGACAAGAAGUGCUUUAAUCGACCGUUCAGGCAAUCCGCGAUAAAGGACCUCGAGAUUAGACAGACGGAACGUACUGGAUACGGAGUGUUUAGCAAGCGGGACAUAAAGAAUGGAGAACUCAUAUGUGAGUACGUUGGGGAGGUCCUGGCAAAGAAAGAAUUUGAGGAAAGGGUGGAAGCCUACCAGGAGGAAAGCAAAAAGACGAACAUGUACAACUGGUACUCAAUUCAGAUAAAUCGUGAUGUCCACAUUGAUAGCAGGAAGAAGGGCAACAUCUCGAGAUUUGUGAACCACUCUUGUUCUCCCAACAGCGUUUCGCAGAAAUGGAUCGUCCGCGGCUUCUACCGUAUUGGAAUAUUUGCACAACGGGAUAUUCCCGCCGGGGAGGAGAUAACAUACAACUACAGUUAUAAUUUCGUGUUCAAUAAUUUCGAGUGCCUGUGCAAGUCCGCCAACUGCAUGAAUUACACCUUGAAGAAAAAGGAAGAGACGGACAACGAAAUGAGCGAUAUGGAGAUAACGGACCAUGAUAUUUUCAACCCGAUAGUGAAUUUCAAUAAUCUGCACGGGAAGAUGCAGGACUGGGUGGUUCACCUUGAUGGUGUAGGAACCAAGUCGUUAUAUAAGUACAACAAAAAUAAUGCGCUUAAUUUAAGGCUAAUGGAAUCCUAUUCCACUUGGCUUUUUUUCGACCUGAAUUUUGAGAAAAAUAAGUUUUUCGCUCUCAAGUCCAAGCCGUUCAAUGCUUUGAGCGAGUUUUGGAAAAUCCUUGUUUCGUCUUUUUCCGAUGGGGAGAAGAAUAUCAUAAACGCCUUCAAUUUGUUCUUGCCCUCUCUGAUAAAGAUUGGCCAGUUGCGAAGAAUUCAGCAGUAUAGCUACAUUCUGAACAACAUUGUGGGCUCGGAGCACGAGAUGUGGAACCUGAUCGACAAGGGAUUCGCGGACGAUGAGGUGUGCAGGAAGUGCAAAAGCUGUGGAAACCUUACCAUGUGCGAUAAGUGCUUCAACAGCUACCACCAAAUCUGCGGAAACAUGCACUCCAAGGUUUACAAAAACACCGAACUAGUUCUGUGCAAAUUUUGCCAAAAGUAUGAUUACAAGAUAAAGUGGAUUAAGCAAAGCUACAGAGAACGAAUGAAGUCUUCCAUUGAAAUUAGGAGCAUCGCGUUUUACAAACUAAACCGGGAUAUCAUGACGCUAUUGGAACAGUCGGUAAAGCACACGAAGGAUAUGUCUCUAUCGGCUAUGAAGGAGCACAACGCGAAGGAGUACAAUAGCAAAAAACUCCGCAUGAAGAAGUUCCAGUACAAGUACGUCAAGAUAUAA
Molecule: messenger RNA, 8619 nt
Organism: Plasmodium knowlesi strain H
Lineage: Eukaryota; Apicomplexa; Aconoidasida; Haemosporida; Plasmodiidae
Product: histone-lysine N-methyltransferase SET2, putative
Exons: 4
Coding region: 1-8619 (2872 amino acids)
Biological process (GO): regulation of DNA-templated transcription
Cellular component (GO): chromatin; nucleus
Molecular function (GO): histone H3K36 methyltransferase activity; protein binding
Source: RefSeq, a predicted model, not a curated record